Messenger RNA from Lathyrus oleraceus (garden pea), 1272 nucleotides. RefSeq lists its product as uncharacterized. Bases 1 to 1272 code for a protein of 423 amino acids. The transcript is spliced from 3 exons. Lineage: Eukaryota; Viridiplantae; Streptophyta; Magnoliopsida; Fabales; Fabaceae. The record is from RefSeq and is a predicted model, not a curated record.
AUGGAUAUUGAACUACAGGCUCUUGCAGAAAACCAAACAUGGGAGGUUGUUGAACUUCAUCCAGGAAAAGUUCCCAUAGGCUGCAGGUGGGUAUACAAAAUCAAAUAUAAGGCUGAUGGUUCUAUUGAGAGGUAUAAAGCUAGGCUGGGCUGGCGUAUGGAACAGUUGGAUGUUAAUAAUGCCUUCCUUCAUGGUGACUUACAUGAAGAGGUAUAUAUGACACUCCCUCCUGGUCUCACUUCAGCUGUUCCAUCUCAGGCUGAUCAUUCUCUCUAUGUUAAAUCUACCAAGGAUACUUUCACUUCCAUCCUUGUCUAUGUCGAUGAUAUUGUGUUAACCGACAAUUCUUUACAUGAGAUUCAUCAUGUUAAACACAUACUUGAUGAUAAGUUCAGGAUUAAAGACCUUGGCCAGCUCAGGUUCUUUUUGGGUUUUGAGAUUGCUAGAUCUUCAAAAGGUAUUUUCAUGAACCAGAGAAAAUACACUCUUGAGCUUUUGGAAGAUACAGGUUUUCUGGCAGCCAAGCCUUCUUCUAUUCCCUUUGAUCCCAAUCUCAAGCUUUCUCCUACUGAUGGUGAACUUUUGCCUGAUCCUACCUCCUACAGACGGUUGAUUGGCAGGUUAAUCUAUCUCACCAACACUAGGCCUGAUAUAUCUUUUGCAGUGCAGCACUUGAGUCAAUUUGUAUCUAAGCCCCUUGUUCCACAUUAUCAGGCUGCAACCAAAAUUCUAAGGUUUUUGAAGAGCUCUCCAGCCAAAGGUAUAUUUCUUUCAGCUUCUAGUCCUCUCAAACUGUGUGCCUUUGCUGAUUCUGACUGGGUUAGAUGUCCUACCACAAGAAAAUCCAUCACUGGAUUUUGUGUUGUUCUUGGUAAUUCCUUGUUAUGCUGGAAGUCUAAGAAGCAGAAUACUGUGUCCAGAUCCUCCACAGAAGCUGAAUACAGAGCCUUAACUUCUCUCACUUGUGAGAUUCAAUGGCUGCAAUUUCUCUUUAAUGACCUAAUGGUACAGCUUUCACAGCCAGCAUCUGUAUAUUGUGAUAGAAAAUCUGCCAUUUACCUUGCGCAUAACCCUAUAUUCCACGAAAGAAGUAAACACAUUGAGCUCGAUUGCCAUGUGAUUCGAGAGAAAAUCGUUUCCAGGCUCAUCCACUUGCUUCCUGUUUCCACCAAUGACCAGCUAGCAGAUGUUUUCACAAAGCCUUUGCAUUCUCCUGCUUUUUCCUCUAUCCUUUACAAGUUAGGACUCUGCACUAUCCACAAUCCAACUUGA